Molecule: messenger RNA, 4900 nt
Organism: Salpingoeca rosetta
Lineage: Eukaryota; Choanoflagellata; Craspedida; Salpingoecidae
Exons: 3
Coding region: 1-4878 (1625 amino acids)
Source: RefSeq, a predicted model, not a curated record
AUGAACGGCGGCGGUCGGCAACAGGAGGAUGUGAUUGUGCAGCGGCUGGCUACGAACAGUGACCGCGAUGCAGCUGUCAAGACAUCCUUUCGUCAAAGCCGGCGAGCGGGUGCACCUGUGGGGAAAGUGCUGGUGCCGCGAAUGCGCAAUGCCGACCGCGACAUUGUGCGCUCGCUGCGCGAGAUGCAAGCCGAGCAAAAGGCGCUCGCCCAGUCCCAAUAUGAAAUCCUCAAGUAUCUGGACGCCCAAACCCGGCGAAACACCAAGCCCAACAACGCCAACCAACCAAACAAGCCCACAGCCGCUGGCUCCAACGCCCAACAGCGUCAGCACCAACAGCAGCAGCAGCAGCAGCAGCAGCAGCAGCAACACUACCCUCACCAGCGUCAGCACCACCGCCAUCACCGCCACCACCACGGCAGCAUAUGCAGCAACGGCCCCGCUGCUUGCCACUGCCCUGCUGGUGCGACUGCUGCGUCAGCCACACAACAGCUCGUCCCCAAUGCCGCCAACGUGUCCAAGAAACUUAACCAAGUCCAAGACGCAGUCGCAAAGCUGCUCCAGACCUCGACCCCUCUUGACCGAUAUAUGCGUGCACAGCAGCCAUCCCACGAGCACACCGCCUCAACGCCGAGCCCAGUUACUGGAGCAGCUACAGCGUCAGCCAUGUCCACAGCAGCCGCUACGGCGCCAACCUCAACCCCCUUCACCGGCCGCAGCAAGUUGCGACACACAGCGCCACCCCAAGCAACGACAACGACAACGACAACGACAACAACGCAGGCCAAGCCGGCAGUCGACACCACACAACCCACCCGCGGUGCGCACACGGAGAACGGCAAUGAGGCAGACUCCCUGCGGCGAGCGGAGGUCACGCUGCAACGCGUGCUCGCAUCGCGACAGGACCUCGAACAGCACCUGGCCACCAUGCAGCUGGCAGGCGCAGACUACGCUGUACACGCACGCAACCGCAGCAGCGCAGACGAUGGCAGCAGCGGGCACGUUGGUGGAGCCGCCCCAUCCAUUGCGUCGCGAUCUGCACUGGCAAAGGAGGUGGACGUGGCCCUCCGCCGCCUGUAUGCGGAGGCGGCACUCAAGGCUGCCGGCAUUGACGUGUCCACUCCACCUCACGUGCGGUCAGACUGGUCCUCGUCGCCACCAUCAUCGUCAUCGUCCUCGCCGUCAUCGCCACCAGCAUCUCCGCCACCACCUCAGCUGCAGCAGCAGGACGACAGCACCCGAACUGGUCACCGUCGUAUCGGCGCUGCCAAGCGUGUUGGAGCACACGUGCCAAAACAUGCAAGACGUCACAUCUCCCCAACGCGAAAACGCGCCGUGAUGGGUCGAGGGCACCAGCUUACCCGCGUACCCGCGCACGCGCGCGCGUAUGAUCAAGCAUACGCGGGCGUGAGUCACACGCAAACGCCAUCACCCUUUGACGGCGUGUUGCCAGCAUAUCGCACCACGCGCGCGUCCCGACUGCGCCAGGAGCAUGUGGCACAGGCCCACGCUGUCACGACCGCACAACACUACAACACACACGAGUCACACAAGUCACACAAGCACAGGCACAAGCCUAGCCAUAAGGGUAGGCCGCACCGACGCUACGACCAUGAUGGUGGGCAUGGCAGCCGCCACCACCAGCAGCUGCAGCAGCAACAACAGCAACAGCAGCAUCAGCCGCAGCAGCAACAACAGCAACAGCAGCAUCGUCGUCGUCGUCACCACCAUCAUGAGGAGGAAUACCAGAGCAAGGUUCAGCCGUACGAGCCAGUCUACCCCGCCGGUGUCGGCGAAGGAGAAGCACCUGUGGUGGAGGUCAUGAUGGUGCCGGAGGGCUGGGAGGAGCCAGAACAGCGACCACCGACGACAGCGACAACAACCGCAGCAACGGCAAAUGCAACUGCAGCGAGAGAGAUGACACGGCCGGUGGAGGACGAACGGAGGGACAUGCAACAGCAACCGCAGGAUGACGCCGGUGAACAACAGCCACAACCACAACAGCAACAACAGCAACAACAACAACAGCAACAGCAACAGCAGCAGCAGCAGCAGCAGCAGCAGCAAGGAAAUGGGAGUGGUUUUGAGGACCUGGGCAAACGCAGGACUCGUGUGCAUGCAAGCACAGAUGGGUCUCGUACGUCCGUCGUCACACCUGGCAGUCCAAGGCAGACGGCAGUUGGAGAGACUGAAAAAAGAGCACAACACCAACGCAAACAAGAAGGGGAAAGCAGUGGGGCCAAGGCCAUGCCGGCAGCAACAGGAGCGAACUCAAUAGCACAAGCAAUAACACCACCAACCAAACAGCUGCCACCACCCGCAGAUGUGCUUCGGCUCCUGCAGCAAACAACACCGCCACAGCAGCUGCACACCAAUCGAACCGUGUCAGAAGAACCAGACGAGGCACAGGCACGUGCACCACCAGCACUAAAUGCAGACUGGGCACAGACGGCACAGACAGCACCUGGCCCGCGAGCUAUCUCGCAACAAGAUCAGCGACGACAAGAACAACAACACCAUCAGCACCAACAGCAAGUGGCUGAUCUUCCAAAUGUGAUUGAGACCCAGUUGCUGUCUAUGGCGCUGUCGCAGCUGUCGGCCCUACAGCCGGAAGACGCGGACUCACAUGACGAGCAAGAGCGCGAUACUGAAGUAGCCGCAGCAAUCACCGGCACCCUGCCUGCUGGGCUGACGGCUCACGACAUUGAGACGCAGGUCGACGCGCUGUUGUUUGCAUACGCGCACACGGCGCUGGCAGACGUGAGUAGCCGCCGAGCGCCCCGUGACGACAGCGAAACACGCCAGCAGCAGCAGGAACAGGAACAGCCACGCACGCCAUCAGACAACGAGCAGCCCACCCUGCCUGCCACCACCGCAUCAGCCGCUGCUGUUGUCGAUGACGACGAGCUGCUGGUGGCACCACGUGGAUCGGGUGGGGGUGCACACCGCGUUCGCACGCCAUCGCCGAGCCCCACGCCCAGUGAUCUUGCCGGGCAGGCCGGCGGCGCAUUCCGCGCACCAUCCACAUCGCCCUGGCUCGAGCCGACGUCGGCGGUGCCAGCGGUGGCAGCAGCAGCACCCCCGUACCCGUUCUCGGACGAUGAAGGGCAGCAGGGCAACAGGCAGCCACAAGCGCAGCAGCAGCAACAGCAACAAGAAAGGUGGCUUGCUGGUAGGAUGGAUAUGUCUCGCACGCUCUCGAACAGCGAUGAGGUGUUGGCGCCCCUGUCGCGAUCCGAGGGGACGCCCACGCCAUCUGGUGACGAGCAGAGCGGCGGUGAUGGCGUGUCUGCAUUUGCCACGCCACACCGCGGCCAUCACACCGGCCACGCUGAUGACGGCGGCGCGCUGCUGGUGGGCUCACCAGGAGGCGGUGCUCGAACCCCACAGCAGUCGCCGUCCCAGCCCGCUGUGCAAGGUGCAGCAACAUCACCGCCACGCCCCCAGCUGGAGAGCGUUGGUGUGCAGGCGGCGCCACGGCCCUUGCAGUCGCUCCUGUCCCGCUCGCCGCCGCCGUCUGCGCUGGUUGAUGCAUCACCAACGAUGUUGCAGGCGUCACCGGUGUCAACGCCGCUGCGCUCCGAGAGCACGCCGCUUGGCGCAUCGAUGGACAGGGCUGGCGAGCAGUCGCACCUCGAAGGCGCCGGUGCUUGGACUGGCCAAGGCACUCACCUGCCAUUCCAGCAGCAGCAGCAGCAGCAACGUCAGCGCCAGGGUGGCACACCACGGCGAGGGGACGUGGCGUUGCUUAAAACGAACGAUGAGUGUGAUGUGGAGAGUGAGCCCGUCUCCCAGAGCAUGUCAUCUGUGUCAUCCGGGUGGGUGCCUGGCAGUGCUGGCCUCGACACACUCGCCAUGUUCCAGUCGACAGCACCGCGGCUGACGUCUGUGUCGUCCUCCAUGGCAUCGUCAGGCACAGCCCUGGGUGUGUCGGGCCGCCCGCGCACGUCGCCCCUCAAGCACUCGCCGCGACCGCCAACCUCGGGGCCUCGCCCGUCCAGCUCCCAAUCUGUACGGCCCCAGCGCAGGUACACGCCGAGCAAGAUACAGCCAUUGGGCGCAGCCGACCGCGGCAGUCCGGCACGCGGCACGCGCACUCGCCCCUCGCUGUCCACGCAGGAGUUGCUGGGCAUGGGCUUCCACCCUCUGGCAGCGGCUGCACGCCAGCGUGCCGCCAGCAAUGUCAGCUUCCAGAGCAACAACAGCAGCAGCAGCAGCACAAGCAGCAGCGUCAGUGUCAGUGUUAGCGUGGGCCAACAUGAGCAAAGUGACGGCAGCAGCGGUGCCCUCAACAGCAGCAGUGACGACGACGACGUUGGCGCGAUUGCGCUGGGCGGCCGCGGUUAUGGUGAUGACGUUGACGUCGACGACGAGGAAGAGAGCACGGAGGAAGGGGGCGGACCCGUGUCUGUUGUGUCGUCGGGCGAGAUUCCACCAGCCACCAUGCAGCAGCUGGCUGGAACGCUACAGCCACAGCGCCUUGGGUCCCGCGCAGUGCCCAUUGUGCCGUCGCGCCUGGGGCGUGCUGUGCAGCCGCGUCACUGCCUGCCACAGGCAAGCCCCGUUGCAGACAGCUGCAUGCCAGACCAACAGCAACGGGAGGAGGAGCGCGUUGUCUUGCUGGGCCAUCACGUCGGCAGCGGCGUGCUCGUGCAGCGGCAGCAGCGACAGCAGCGUGCGAUGCGGCGUCCUGCUGGUGGCCGUCAUGGCGGAGAUGAACACUUGGCUGGCGGUGAUGGUAGCGCUGGUGGUGAAAGGGGCCAUCUCCAUGUUGAAGAGGAGGGCGAUGAUGAUGAUGAUGAUGGGUCUGUGAGCUGUGUUGGGUCCCUGCACUCCGACACGACCGGCAGUGGCUCCUACGAUCACUUUGCUCUCUAAACUCACGUCUUUCGAUUCCGUU